AAAUGUAAGUUUUUAAAGUGUUUUUUUUUUUAUUUCUAUACCUAAUUUACCUAAAUGUACCUACAUGAAAGUCAACCAUCAGACGAAAUAAUCUGCCUUAAAGUCACACUAGAAAUCACAGAACCGUUUGCUUUAUUGCGAAAGUCUCACCUAAAAGAAAUAACUGAUUGAAAAUCAUACAAAACUUUAAAUGCAAUAAAAGAAUAAUUAACAAUGAAGUAAUUCACAUUUUGUGAGAAAAUGCACACAACAGUAACAUCCCUGUUUGGACAUUUCCUGACUAUUUAUGAUAAUCAUUGCAAACUGUUGCAAAGAAGGGGCAGGUGUGAAUACAGCUUUCACCCAUGCAUGAACCUCUCCAACACCUCCCCACCAAGUUUCCGUUUGUGAGUUUUAAGGCCGAUCACUGAAGGUGGUGAAGGGGCUCUGCAAGCCAAAGUGUUAAUUCUUUCUCUGCAAGCCAGACAUCCUUUUCCUGCAAGCAUGGUACGCAUAGUUGGUAUCGUUUGCCUCCUACUCAUCCAACUUAACGGUAAGAAAUCUUUUUUCCUUCGAACAAAGCAACUUUUAAGCUACAGAUUUUUUUGUGUCCAUCUUUGCUGUUACAUUGAAAUAAAAAAAAGCACAUCAUGAGUUUUUUUUCCUAAAUAACCCAUUUUUUUUAUUUUAAGGAGCAACUGAGAGUGGUAUAACAGGUGGCAGUGUAGCAAAGCCGCAUUCCAGGCCCUAUAUGGCGUCACUCCAGAUUCAAAGACAGCAUGUAUGCGGUGGGAUGCUUAUCAGGAAGGACUACGUUCUAACCGCAGCACACUGCAAAGAUUGUUACCAAGACAUGACGGUCGUACUCGGCGCACAUAACAUUAGCAAAGGGGAGAAAAGUCAACAAAAGAUCGGUGUGAGGAAGUACCACGUUCAUCCACAAUACAGUUCCAGUGGGGGAUUGGUGUAUGACAUCAUGCUACUCAAGUUGGAAAGAAAAGCCCACCUCAGCCAGUAUGUAAAGACAAUUGAAUUACCAGCAGAAGAUGAGGAAAUUCUUGCCAAUGUGUACUGUAAAGUUGCUGGUUGGGGCAAAACUGGACCUCAAAAACCUCCUUCAGAUGUUCUGAGGGAGGCCGAAGAGAAGAUCCAAUUCAGCUUUGAGUGCAAAAAUAUCUGGCAAGAAAAUUUCACUUCCCAGCAAAUGAUCUGCACCAAGUUUGACAGAAGGAGGGGAGGAAUAUGUCAGGGGGAUUCCGGUGGACCUCUCAUCUGCAACAACAAGGUCCAAGGCAUUGCUGCUUUUACUUUUAAAGACGACUGUGAAAACAAAACGUAUCCGCAUGUUUUCACUAAGGUCCAUUACUUUCUGCCGUGGAUCAAGAAAGUGAUGCAGGACUGAGGCAACCUUUUUAAAUGCAAGGUUUAAUACAAUUUACGUGUAGAAAACUGAUAGACGCUCUAGGAGAGCAACAAGAUGUAAAGUAUUUGCAUAUAGCAGGAAAAAAA
This is a messenger RNA of Fundulus heteroclitus (mummichog), 1488 nucleotides long. Its product is annotated as mast cell protease 4. Bases 731 to 1381 code for a protein of 216 amino acids. Gene Ontology annotation, molecular function: serine-type endopeptidase activity. The record is from RefSeq and is a predicted model, not a curated record. Lineage: Eukaryota; Metazoa; Chordata; Actinopteri; Cyprinodontiformes; Fundulidae. The transcript has 4 exons. Gene Ontology annotation, biological process: proteolysis.